UGCAAAAAAAAAAUUCCAAAAUUUUUCUAUCGCUUUACAUUUUUAAUACGCGUGUGUUAUAAAAAGUGUUAUACAAAAUACAAAAAAAGUUAAAGUGCAAAAAUGAGUGAAACAGCAGCAAUUGAAGCAGGCGGCGAUGCUGCCACAGUUCCAGCAACUCCAGUUGCAGCUGGGAAAGCUGCAACAGAAACGGAUACGGAACCUGGAACAGCAUCGAAAAUACCCAAAGGACCAAAUCGCUCCAAUAUUCCUACGCCGGCAGCGUCAGUGACGGGUAUACCCUCAAUCAAGCAAAGACCGCCCUCGAAUUUUGGAUCCAGCAAUUCAAUAUCGAAAAUCGGGCGACCUUGUUGUACACACACAACACCCAAGUCAGGCCCUCCACCCAGAGACACAAACAGCAUGAGUCGUGAAAGCGAUGACAAUUUGAGUUCGAUCAAUUCAGCGUAUACAGAUCUCUAUCAAGAGACUGUAAAGCGCUUUACGCGCUCCUCGCUCUCCCCCACAUCCGAUUGGGAACGCUUCUCGUCCGGCCGCGGAUCGCUUAAAUCUCGAACAACGCCAACGCUGUCCGACAAUGGACGUCGCACAUCUUACGAUUAUUAUCUAGAGGCCACAGGUCGACGUCGCAGCUCAGAUCACAACAGCGCCGUGCUGACAGCCAACACAGAGCAGUUUAUAAUUGGCCAACGUGUGUGGGUGGGCGGACUUCGUUCUGGCCAAAUAGCCUACAUUGGCGAAACACACUUUGCCCCCGGCGACUGGGCGGGCAUUGUGCUCGAUGAACCAAAUGGCAAAAACGAUGGAUGCGUCUCAGGCAAACGUUACUUUCAGUGUGAGCCCAAGCGUGGCAUCUUCUCGCGUCUCACACGUCUCACCACAUAUCCGAUGUCGGGCGCCAUCACACCCACCUCGCCCCUGGCCAAGAACUCCCCGGAACGUUCACGCACCGUCUCACCCACAGCGAGUGUGCGCAGUUCCAUGUUGCGCAGCCCUGGCAUUGGCAAAAACGGUUUGACAGUUGGCGAUCGCGUUAUUGUCUCCUCGGGCUUUGGCAGUCGACCUGGCAUCUUGCGUUAUCUGGGCGAAACACAGUUCGCACCUGGCAAUUGGUGCGGCGUCGAAUUGGACGAAGGCAGCGGCAAGAAUGAUGGUGCCGUUGAUGGCAUUAGAUACUUUGAGUGCAAACCGAAGUUUGGGGUUUUUGUGCCGAUUGCGAAGGUGUCGCUAUCGCCAUCCACUAAGAAGACGCGUCUGUCGCGCACCGGUUCGCGCGAAUCUCUAACCUCGAUUGGCACCAUGAACAGCAUUGCCACCACAAACACGUCGCGCAUGCGCAUGAAUGCUCAGCGCAAAUCGAGCACGCCCCUAAGGCCAAUUGUAACGACGCCAAAAAAUCAAUUUUCCAUGCAGGACUUGCUCCGUGAGAAGCAGAAUCAUGUGGAACAGCUGAUGGUGGAGCGUGAUCUGGAUCGCGAGGAUGCCCAAAAUCAGGCGCUGCAGCUGCAAAAGAACAUCAAUGAGCUGAAGGCACGCGUUUUACAAUUGGAAGCGCAGUUGGGUGAUGAGCGCAAGAAAUCCGAAGAAUUGCAAUUCUCUAUCGAUGAGGCACAGUUCUGUGGCGAUGAGAUGAAUGCUCAAUCGCAGGUCUAUAAGGAAAAGAUACACGAUCUGGAGAAGAAGAUAACGCAGCUGGUCUCAGCCACGCCCAGUUUGCAGAGCGUGCCGCCUGUGGAGGACAACGUCACGUUGACAGCGGCUCAAUUGGAAAUCACUCAACUGCAGGAGAAGUUGGGUGAGCAGGAGAAGCUAAGUCAGGCGCGUCUGGCCGAUUCCCUGGAGGAGGAGAAACGUUUGCGAGAGAACAUUGUGUAUCUGCAGAGUCAGAAUGCAACGCUGCAAACGGAGCUGGUGGCCAAGGACGAGAGUCUGGAGAAGUUCUCGCUGUCGCAGUGCGGCAUUGAGAAUCUGCGACGUGAACUCACACUCCUCAAGGAGGAGAACGAGAAACAGGCGCAGCAAACGAAGACAGAUUUCGAACAGAAACUGGCAGCUAAAGAGGAGCAACUAAAGCUGGUGAACAACGAGUUGCAGCAGCUCAAAUCCAGCUCAGAUACUUUGGAAAGCGAACGCGCAAAUGUCACCGAUGAAUGUGAAAUAUUGCAGACGGAAAUACGAAUGCGCGAUGAGCAAAUCAAGGAGUUGAGUCAGCAGCUGGAUGAACUGACAACGCAGUUAAAUGUGCAAAAGGCAGACAGCUCAGCGCUGGACGAGAUGCUCAAGGCGCAGCAGUCGAACAAUGUGGAGAGCAAGUCGCAAUUGGAGCAGCUGGAAAAGGAGUUGAAAGAAGUGCGAGUAGCUCAUGAAAGUUUGGCACUGGCAAAGUUAGCAUUGGAGCAACAGCUGAGUGGAUUGCAGCAGACGGCGCAGGAGCAACUGUUGGCCAGUGGUGAUCACAAGACGCAGCUGGAGCAGCAGAGGGAAGCAAAUGCGCAGCUCAAGUUGGAGAAGGAAGCGCAGCAAGUGGAGUUGGAGAAGUUGCGCAAAGAAUUCGAGUUGCUUCAGCAGACUCAACAAAAGCAACUGGAGGAAACCAAAGCAGAGAGCAACGAGAAGGAAACACAGCUCAAAGUGGAACGCGAGCAGCUGCAGCAAGUGCAACAGCAGUUAGAGGAAGCGAAUAAAGCCAGAGCUGAGUUGGAAGCAAAGCAAGUGGAGUUACAGAAAACUGAAGAGCAGCAGCGUUUGCAGCAAGCAAUGCAGCUCACUAAAGAGCAGGCAAAAUCAACAGAGUUGGAAACAGCUUUAAAGUCAGCUCAACAGCAGCUGGAGCAACUGCAGCAACAGGCGAACUUAAGCGGCGAGCAGAGCACACAACAACUAACCAAGUUGCAGGCGGAGUUGAGUGUAUUGCAGUCACAAGAGAAGCUCACACAAAGUGCUUUGGAAACAAGCAACAAAGAACUGAACGAAGCCAUGCAAUUGACGCAAGCAACGCAGUCCAAAUUGGAGCAGCAAGCAAUUGAAUUGGAGUCCACAAAGCAGCAGCAGUUGCAAUUGGAGUCGCAACUUAAAGGCAGCUUGGAACAGCGCGCUCAAGACGAGCUGCAGCUGGGCGAUGUGCGUCGUCAGCUUGAAGCGAUGCAGCACAAAAGCGAAUCACAGCAGCAGCAUGAGGAAACGCUGCAAGCGGAGCUACUUGCCACACGUGGCAGCGUCACACAACUGCAGGCAACGCUGAAGCAGUUGAACGAGGAGCUGCUGGCCAAGCAGCAAAGCUACGCAACGCUGGAGAGCAAGAGCAGCGGCCAACAACUCGAGUUGGCCAGCGACAAUGAGUUGCUGCAACAGACAAAUGCGCGCUUGCAACGUGAGCUGCAAGAGUUGCAGCAGCAGCACGAAAAACUCCAAGCGGAGGCCACUCUAAAGCAAACACAAUUAGUUGAGCAGGAGCAGCUGGCCACCGAGCGUGAGUUGGCCUUGGGCGAUGCAAGUCGUCAACAGGAGCAGCUGCAAGCGCGCAGUCAAGCGUUGCAGCAACAGAACGAAACGUUGCAACAGCAACUCACAAAUCUACAAAGCAGCUCCACCGAUUCUAAUGCAGAGUUGGUGAAACUCUCGCAGCAACUUGUAGAACAACAGCAGGCCAACGAGCAGCUGUCGAGCAAAGGCAACGAAGAGCGUGCGGCUCUGGAGCGUCAAUUGCAAUCAGGACAACAGCGUCUGGAUGCAUUGUGUGCGCAAGUGGAGCUGUUAACCCAAGAGCUGUCGAGCAGCACAAUACAAAGUCAGCAGCUACAGAGCAAACUGAAAGCAGAGCAGGAACUCGCAGAGAAACAAACGUUGGAGUUGAGCGAUGCCAACAGAAAGUUGGAGGCAGCUGGCAGUAAAAGCUCUCAGUUGGAGCAGCAACAGGAGAAGCUGCAGCAGGAGCUGAGCAGCGUGCGUGGCGAGCACAGCGAACUGACUGCCAAGUUGACGCAGCUGACGGAGCAAUUGAGUCACGCUCAAAAGGAGCAGAGUGCACAGCAGGAUGCCAGCAGCAAGGAACGCUUGCAGCUGGAGCAUGAGCUGCAGGAGAUGCGACAACAACUGCAGGCGAGUCAGGCAAACAUGAGUGAGGCGCAACUGAGUGAAGCGGCGCAGCGUGAGAAGCUGCAAGCGGAGGCGCAGCAACGUGAGGAAAAGUUGCAGCAGGACUUGGCCAAGUUGCAGCUGGAGCAGCAGCAACAUAGCAGCGGCAACGAGAUGGCCAUCAAGGAGCUGCAAGAGCGACUGGAAAUCACCAACACGGAGUUGCAGCACAAGGAACAGUUGGCACGGGAGGAUGCACAAAAGAUCGCUGACUUGAAGACACUAGUCGAGGCCAUUCAAGUGGCCAAUGCCAAUAUAUCGACCACAAAUGCAGAGCUCUCAACGGUGCUGGAAGUGCUGCAGGCAGAGAAGAGCGAAACGGCGCACAUCUUUGAGUUGUUCGAGAUGGAGGCGGACAUGAAUGCCGAAAGACUGAUCGAGAAGCUGCAGGGCAUGAAGCAGGAGUUGCAGGAAACGCACAGCGCACUCGAGUUGCAGCAGAGCAGCAACAAACAGUUGGAGGAGCAACUGCAGAAGCUGCAACAAACCGAGCAGACUUUGCAGGGCACAGCUGUCGAGGCAGCUGAGCAACUGCGUCAGCUGCAGCAGGCAAAUGGUGAGCUACAGGAAACUGUGCAACAGAAGCAAUCAAAGCUUGACGAAGUCGAGCAACAGUUGCAGCAGCAGCAAAGCCAAUUGACAGCCCAAGAAAGCAGCAGCUCAGAGUUACAACAACAAUUGCAGUUACUACAGCAAAGCGUGCAACAAUUGAAUGAAAAUAAACUGGAGUUGGAGCAGCAAUUGCAAAAGUUGACAACCGACCAAGGGCAGCUGCAACAAACGCUGCAGCAGCAGCAGCAAAACGAGCAGACUUUGCAGGGCUCAGCUGUCGAGGCAGCUGAGCAACUGCGUAGGCUGCAGCAAGCGAAUAGUGAGCUACAGGAAACGGUGAAGCAGAAGCAAUCAAAGCUUGACGAAGUCGAGCAACAGUUGCAACAGCAACAAAGCCAAUUGAAGGAGCAAGAAAGCAGCAGCUCAGAGUUGCAACAACAAUUGCAGCUACUACAGCAAAGUGUGCAGCAGUUGAAGGAGAACAAGCAGCAAUUGGAGCAGCAAUUGCAGAAGCUGCAAACUGACCAAGGGCAGCUGCAACAAACGCUGCAGCAGCAGCAACAGCAGCUGGAGAAGGGCAACGAGUUUGACGCUCAACUUGCCGAGUAUCAAAAGGUCAUCGAUGAAAUGGAUGAAGCUUCCAGCGCCAAGUCAGCGCAACUGUUGCAGCUACAAAAACGCAUCUCUGAGCUGGAGUUGGCAGUGCAUCAAGCACAGCAAUCGGAGCAAAUGGUGCAGAUCGAGUGCCAGCAAUUGACUCGUCAGUUGCAAGCUCUGGAGCUAGAAGAAGCACGUGAGAUUAUGGCGCUGCGUGCCAAUGGCUCUUCGCCCAGCAAACCGCAGACACAAGAGCAGCUGGAUACGGAAACCAGUUUGGCCAAGAUAAACUUCCUCAACUCCAUCAUAGCGGACAUGCAGCAGAAGAACGAUGCACUCAAGGCCAAGGUGCAGACGCUGGAAACGUUGCCCAUGGACUUUACCAAACCGCAAGCUUUUGAUUUGCUGAGCAAGCGAAAACCGGCGCCACGUUUGUUCUGCGACAUUUGUGAUGAGUUUGACAAGCACGAGACAGAGGAUUGUCCACUGCAAGCUAGCGAGGAUCGUGAUUAUUCGCCGCCACCACCAGCCGAGGCCAACAAUAAUGAAAAGAAGGAGCGCAAGCUGCCAGCACCACGCAAAUACUGCGAUUCCUGUGAAGUCUUUGGACACGAUACCAGCGAAUGCGCCGACGAUGAGACCUACUAGAUUUAAUACGCAAUAAUUACUUGGUUGUUUAGACACAAAUUUGUAACGAUAUUUUAAUUGCCAGUUGGAUAAUUUGAUGUACACCAUGCCAAAUACCUCAGCGGUGACCAAGGAAGUCUUAACUAAUCUUGCGGAUUGGCCUUUUUUUAAAUUGUUUUUUAUUUAUUUAUAUGAAUAGUGAAAUUAAUGCUAUUGUUUUCGUAAAUUUCAUGUAAAAAGAAAUAUGAGUAACUAAAUUUAAUCACCACCCUCCUUUUUCUCCUUAAUGGCAUCCUGAAAAACAGGAAUGGGAAAUUAAUCAAAGGUAUUUAAAGCUUGUAAAUAAAAACUCACUUUAAAGCGCUCCUCGAAGAGCGAAAGCUCGGCCAGCAGAUCGGUGAUAGCAUUCAUGAAUGCCUCCUGUGGUGAAUAAUCCGCUGUCGUCUGGAUGCGGAUGACGAACUUGUGCUCCAGCGGAUGUGGAACUUUGUAGCCGGCAAACAGAACAUUGGGAUCCUUCAGCAGUUGGCUAUAACCACAAGGGCAUUACAUUAGUAUUUAACUUGUAAACAAAGAUAUUGAACUUUACUUACUUGCGAAUCAUGUUGCCCAGCGUGUGAUCUUCCUUGUUGAUGGUGAAUAUUGCCGCAUUUGUCACUUUUGUGUCCAGCUCUUUGAUGAUUCUGUGUGCAAACAAAUGGCAGCGUUAUUUAUAUUAAACAACAUUUAUUCCUAUAAUUUCACUUACUUCUUUUCACCUUCGUACAGCAGAAACGAUUCGAAUGUUGGUGGCGCAUUCAUUUUGAGGUUUUAUUAUUUAUUUUUACGAAAACAA
Messenger RNA from Drosophila sulfurigaster albostrigata, 6745 nucleotides. It is a transcript of the gene CLIP-190, whose product is annotated as restin homolog. The transcript is spliced from 16 exons. Bases 103 to 5931 code for a protein of 1942 amino acids. Lineage: Eukaryota; Metazoa; Arthropoda; Insecta; Diptera; Drosophilidae. The record is from RefSeq and is a predicted model, not a curated record.